CUCGUGUAAAUAUAAAUGGAGGACUUAGCUAAACAAGACCACGACUUCUACAGUCCGAGAGGAGGGCCCUAUCAAGAACAAAGUGAUAAUAUCCUGCCUGUGAUCAGGCAAGCUUCUGAGCAUUUGGAGAUAUCAGCUAUUGAAGACACUCAGAAUAACCAUCUGGUUAUCCAGAGUUUAAUAGUCGAGUACUUGACUUCUAUCAACCAAAUUGAGAAAGCAGAAAUGAUCAGGAAUGAUCUCCAGGUCAUCCAGACUGAGAACAGAGACUCUGCUGUUGGAAAUCUCUCAGCCCAGCAUAAGCUGAUCAGCUUGUACGACAAUGGAAGAAGAGAAGAGUUUUUUAAAUAUUGGAGGCAAACAAUUUCUAUUCAUUCAAGAAAUCAGAAUUUAACGUUUUUGAAAGUAGAGUUUUAUAUAUCACUUUACUUCUGCCUCUACCCCCUAUUCCUAGCUAUGAAGUUAGUCAAGAGCGAUCAGAAGCUGAACUCUGGAGAGACAUCUCAGUGGUAUAAGAGGGAAAUUGGGUAUUUCAAAAAAUAUAUUGAUAAAUAUGGAUCAGAUUUUUCACAGACCACUGAAUUUCUUUCAUUCUACGCUCUUAGCUAUGUUGAUAACCCUAUUACACACUCUUCAUUCUCAAAACUCUUUACUGAGAAAUGGAUCAGCGAGAGGAGAAACAUUCUGAUAAAAUUCUUGAAGAAAGAGUUUCCAGAAAGACAAAUGUCUCGAAUCGAGAAGCUGCUUGUUUUUCAUCAGAAAUAUGGCAAGACUGAUAUUUCAGAGUUAUUCACCAAGAACAUCAACAGGGUAGAAGUUCGGAGUGGGCCCAUUGGUGACGACACUAACACAUUCUCCCGAGCGAAGUCUCAAAAUCUGAUUGAAAAGGAUAUCUCAAAGGAAAAAUAGCAUGAUUAUUACUCCUUCAUAUCAUGAUAAUGAGGAUAUUUCUCAGAUAAAGGAGGAGUAUCAGAAUGUGAAGCAACUUUCUACUGAUCUCCUCGCUUGCAUGAACAGAAUCGUGCAGAGUCUUACCAGUGACGAUCCUAGCCACAGAACCAAGAUCCACCAAUGGGCUGUAAGCAAACUUAAGGAUUAUGGGGAUCAUCUUAGAGAAGAUAAAACAGAAUUCUCUAGGCAAGAGUCUGAGAUCGAUCCACAAGAUGAUCCCAGCGACUUUUAUAGUGAGAAAGGCAUGGUGCCUAACAAGGAAUUUGGCAGAGCCACCAUUAAUGCUGGCAAGAGAAAAAUCCCCAGGGUUGAGCCUGAAGAGUUUUAUAAGACAGAUACCGCUAUCCUCUCUGAAAAUCGUCGUCUUUCCGAUAAAGAGUUUAAGUCAUCAAGUCGACAUGAAUCUGCUCAAUCUGUUGAGGAAGAUCAAGCUGUUAAGCUUAAAGCUGCUACUCCAGCUCCUGAAAUUUCAAAGGAAGAGAUUCAGCAAAAAGAGCAAUCCUCAGAAUACUAUGAAGAUGAUUUCGAAGACUACUUUUCUGAAAGAGAUGCGUUACAAGCAGAGGAAGAGAAAAAGACUGAGAAAGCUAUGAGUGACAAAAAGUUAUCUAAAACCACAGAGUUUUCGUUAAUAGACCUCAACUACGGUAAAAUGAGGGAUGAUUUGUCAGAUUACUCUUUACUUCUACUUAAGAGCACUGCUACUUCUGAAGGAGUAAACAAGGAUGGAAUCCUCGAGAAGAAGACCUGUGCUCUACUGCAUACUCUGAAGAAGAUGAUAUCUAAUUAUAGUUCGUUUCAAUCAGGCACAAAGAUGACAAGACGGCAGGUUCUGGGGUUCUUGAUAGAACAUGAUAUCUUCGGAUAUUAUCAUGUUAAAAUUGACACUAAUUCCAAAAUAUUCGAGAUCUUCCCUAACACACUAAUUAGAUUAUUAUACAGCUCUACUAAAAAGCAAGAAGGGGAUGGAAAGUCAGCUCCAAGAGUAGUCCAAUACACAGUUGCUUUAUUGAAUGCCAUUUCUUCUAUCAAAAUGGGAAGGGACUACCUCCUUCCUAGAGAAAUAGAUUAUGAGCAUGGAAAGCACAUGACUUUGUGCCUCAUUAAGAGGAUUGUCCAAGUCAUGAGUAAGGAGACAGGUGACAGCCUUCUCAGGCAGUAUUCAAUAGGAGUCUUGCAGAAGUUCUCUCUUCGGAACUCCUCGCAGCUGAUCCUAAUAGAGCUUGAUAUGAUCGAAAAGAUAGUCUCAAUUAUCAGGACGGAGUACCAAACAAUCAGUGAUUACUCGCUCGAAUGACUGAUGGCAACACUGAUGAACCUAUCUCUUCGUACUAAAGGUAAAGAGAGAAUGGAGAAGAUCCAUAAAAUCCUAGUACCUUUGCUUAAAGGGAUCCUCUCUAUGAGCAGUGGGCAGAUAACUAUCUAUGCUAAUGGAGUGCUAUUCUCCCUUAUUACUAACACAGCUGUUCGUGAGUUUAUCAAGCAGACUAACCUCAAAGAGUUCUUAGAAGAAACUCGUGAUGAUAUACGUAACAGCUUGUUCACAGGUAAUGAAAACGAAGACGAAGAAGAUGAGAUGCCAGAAGAAGACAAGAGACAACUUCUCGUUCAAAUCUCUUAUAUAAUCCAAAAGCUUGAAGAACCAGAAGGCGAAAAGAGGAUUCAAGAAGCUGAGAAUAGCCGAAUCGGCUUCUCUCAAACUGAAGAACAAGAUGAACAGCUCAGUGAUGCUCACCAGGAUGGGUCCAAGAGAGGUACAGACUAUAGAGGAGAUGCUGAAGAUGAAGAUGACGACUUAACUGACGAUGAAGAGCUUGAUUCAACCCUUCAAAGCGCCAGUCUUUUAAUAGCAGAGUAUAGUUUAAAGAAGGUUCAUGCGAAAGUUUAUGAGAAGGUUCAUGAGGAGGUUCCGUCUGAAGAUUCAGCUUCUUAUAAAGAGGAAUAUAAAGUUCCUCCAGUUAAAGAUGCUCCAAAGAUUUUUCAGUAUAACCAACAGCCAAGCCAAAUUAUCAGGGACUCAGGCCAUUACCAACCGAGGGAUAGAGCAGAUAUCAGGAUGUCUCAUAAAAAUGUUUUAAACAAAAGAUUAGAUGUUAAAAACAAAGAAAUGGAGCAGAAAUUUGAUCAAGCUAAUAAAUACAGAGAUGUCAGACAAUAUCAAAGUGUUAAUCAUCCAUUGAGCCCUUAUAAAAGUGAGGAGGAAGAAAUGGUAUUUAGACCUCGCUCGAAACUCCUAAGAACACCUAAAGAUUCCCAUAACGUAUACAGGGAAAGUUAUGAAAAGGUAACUUUUGGAAAUCAGAGACCAAACAAAUCUCCGAAUUUCAACGAGCCAGACAGCUUUUAUCAAAAUUCCAAAGAUAAGGGAAAUCCUAGAGCCAUGUCUAGCCUUCCAGCUAUAGCCCCAUCGCCGAAGAGCAUCAAAAAGCCUGCAGUGGGUAAGAUAAAGUUUCCUCAAAUUUAA
Molecule: messenger RNA, 3415 nt
Organism: Moneuplotes crassus
Lineage: Eukaryota; Ciliophora; Spirotrichea; Euplotida; Euplotidae
Source: the annotation of a GenBank genome assembly